CUCUACCUGAACAACAACUCUUUGAAAACAAUUCCUUUUAAAUUAAUAUACUGGUCUCAAUUGAAAAUCUUAAACAUUGAUGGGAAUCCAUUGGAGUGUGAUUGCAAUUUAUACAAUAUCACAAAAGCAGUAUCUACAAGCGUGAUAAAAAACAUGAAUUAUCCAAUAUGCUACGACGAUGAAGAUAAAAGCAUUGAUAUAUAUCUUUUGAAUGAGAACAACUGCAAAGUGAAGGGUCAUCGUUUCCACAUAGCACAGGUCUCUAGGCAUUUUGACACAAUGAGAACUAUCCUCAUUAUAUUGAGUACAUUACUAAUCAUUGGAACAAUAUUAACAAUUGUGAUAGGACAUCUGAGGUACAAAAAAGGACUGUCGCUAAGAAGUUACCCAUUUGUUGCUCAAGUUAGUUAUAAUCCAAUCACAACAGAAUAUAUAUGACGUAUGUAAGACGAAUCUAUGAAUAUUUUGUGAUUUUGAAGUAUUUUGAUUUUUUUUUAUUUUCCAUUAAAUGAUGUUAUGAAUGGGAG
This is a messenger RNA of Leptinotarsa decemlineata (Colorado potato beetle), 527 nucleotides long. Its product is annotated as transforming growth factor beta activator LRRC33. Gene Ontology annotation, cellular component: plasma membrane. Gene Ontology annotation, molecular function: protein binding. The record is from RefSeq and is a predicted model, not a curated record. NCBI's taxonomy places the organism in Eukaryota, Metazoa, Arthropoda, Insecta, Coleoptera, Chrysomelidae.